Messenger RNA from Panicum virgatum (switchgrass), 2997 nucleotides. Its product is annotated as auxin response factor 7-like. Gene Ontology annotation, cellular component: nucleus. Gene Ontology annotation, biological process: regulation of DNA-templated transcription; response to hormone. Gene Ontology annotation, molecular function: protein binding; DNA binding. The record is from RefSeq and is a predicted model, not a curated record. Lineage: Eukaryota; Viridiplantae; Streptophyta; Magnoliopsida; Poales; Poaceae. The transcript has 15 exons. Bases 402 to 2420 code for a protein of 672 amino acids.
ACGGGAGCCCACCACCCCGCACCGCGCUGUCCAACGCUUCUUCCUUCGCGCUACUACUCCUGCUGCUAGUAAAAAAAACCCACGCCUCGGCUCCAAGCCGGCCAGCCAACCAACCGCCCCGGGCAGCAAAGCACAGGCGCACGAGCUCCCACAGCUCCCCAGCUCCACGCCUCCUCCCUCCCGCUCCCGCCAUCCUCUCCUCCGCCGCGCGCCUUCCCGCCCGCCGAGCCUUUGGGGUGGUUCCGGAGUCGCGGCCGCGCGCGCGAGAGCGAGACCCUCCCCUGCUGCCGAGCAUCUGCCGAGCUCGGCAUGGGGUGACCAGAUCGGGGCGCGGCUCGGUGCUCUACGGCUGAAUUCCGCUCGAGGAGGGGGGUUUGCCUUGCCUAGAAGAGGCCGCGGGGAUGGCGAACGCCGGCGUGGCCGUCGGCUCAGGGGGUAUUAGCCAUGCUUUGUUCAGGGAACUCUGGCAUGCUUGUGCUGGGCCGUUGGUCACAGUGCCUCGCCAAGGCGAGCUGGUUUACUACUUCCCGCAAGGUCAUAUGGAACAGCUUGAAGCAUCUACAGAUCAGCAACUUGACCAGCACUUACCUUUGUUUAAUCUACCAUCCAAGAUCCUGUGCAAGGUGGUAAAUGUAGAACUCAGAGCUGAAACUGAUUCCGAUGAAGUUUAUGCUCAAAUUAUGCUGCAACCAGAAGCAGAUCAAAGUGAGUCCACCAGCCCAGCUCCUGAGCUACCAGAGCCAGAAAGGUGCAAUGUCCAUUCCUUCUGCAAGACUUUGACUGCUUCAGACACGAGCACCCAUGGUGGUUUCUCUGUCCUCAGGAGACAUGCUGAAGAAUGUUUGCCCCAAUUGGAUAUGACUCAGAACCCACCGUGGCAAGAACUGGUGGCUAAAGAUCUCCAUGGAAAUGAAUGGCAUUUCCGUCACAUCUUUCGAGGUCAACCAAGGAGGCAUCUACUUACAACAGGUUGGAGUGUUUUUGUUAGCUCAAAAAGAUUGGUUGCCGGUGAUGCAUUUAUCUUUUUGAGAGGUGAGAAUGGAGAGCUACGAGUCGGGGUAAGAAGGCUCAUGAGGCAAGUAAAUAACAUGCCAUCAUCAGUUAUCUCAAGCCACAGCAUGCAUCUUGGAGUCCUCGCAACUGCAUCUCAUGCCAUCUCCACUGGAACUCUCUUUUCUGUUUUCUACAAACCCAGAACAAGUCGAUCGGAGUUUGUUGUGAGCGUAAACAAGUACCUUGAAGCUAAGAAUCACAAGAUGUCUGUCGGUAUGAGGUUUAAAAUGAGAUUUGAGGGUGAUGAAUCUCCUGAAAGAAGAUUUAGUGGAACAAUUAUUGGUCUGGGAAGCAUGCCAGCUAACUCAACAUCUCCGUGGGCUGACUCUGAUUGGAGAUCUUUGAAGGUCCAAUGGGAUGAGCCUUCUGCUGUUGUCCGUCCAGAUAGAGUUUCACCAUGGGAACUAGAACCCCUUGAUGCAACUAACACACAACCGCCUCAGCCUCCUUUACGGAGUAAGCGUGCACGGCCUCCUGCUUCACCUUCUAUUGCUCCAGAACUUCCUCCAGCUUUUGGUUUUUGGAAAUCCCCACCUGAGCCUACCCAUGCUUUCUCAUUUUCGGGACUGCAGCGAACCCAGGAACUAUACCAUUCAAAUCCCAAUUCGAUCUUUUCAUCAUCGUUGAAUGUGGGAUUUAAUUCAAAGAACGAGCAUUCUACUCCAACCAACAAUCAUUUGUAUUGGCCAAUUCGAGACACUAGAACGGAAUCCUACUCUGCUAGCAUUAACAAACUUCCACCUGAAAGGAAGCAAGAAUCCGCUAUUGCUGGCUGCAGAUUGUUUGGUAUUGAGUUAAUUAAGGCAGUAUCACCAGUGGUUGCUGUUGCUAGUGCUGGUCAAGACCAACCACCUGUUGUGUCAGUAGAUGUUGAGCCUGAUCAGCUGUCACAGCCAUCCCAAGCCAACAAAACAGAUGCCCCAGCAGCAAGCAGUGAGCGCUCUCCUCAUGAGACUGAGAGCCGGCAAGUCAGGAGCUGCACCAAGGUAAUCAUGCAAGGAAUGGCGGUUGGCAGGGCAGUGGACUUGACGAGGCUAGAAGGGUAUGAUGAUCUUCUCCACAAGUUGGAGGAGAUGUUUGAUAUCCAGGGGGAGCUUUCUGCUAGCCUCAAGAAAUGGAAGGUUAUUUACACGGAUGAUGAGGAUGAUAUGAUGCUGGUUGGGGAUGAUCCGUGGCCUGAAUUUUGCGGCAUGGUGAAAAGGAUAUACAUUUACUCCUAUGAGGAGGCCAAGUCUUUGACUCCCAAGGUGAAGCUGCUGGUCAUUGGUGACACCACUAAACCGAACCUAGACAAAUUGUCACCAGAAUCUGACAUGCCGCAGAGUGACUCAAACAACAGCGCUCUGGUUGCCGCCGAUAAGGACUGAUGGAUGCUAACUUGGCGCUUUACCUUUUCUUCCCUUUUUGGAUGUUUGGGAGGCAAUGCCCAUGCUCCUUGAGACUGCUAAGAGUUAUCUGUUUGUUGCGCUGUGGGCCUCAAGGACGUUGCCCCACAAUCUGCCUGACUGCCUUGGUUUGCAAUGGCUGAUGUAGGACCAGUGGUGGUCCUCUGCCAGCAAGGACGACUGGAACGUAAUGGCAAGCAGGCUGCGUGCGCGCCGUUCCCUGUGGCACCAACCUGUGUUUUGUUUGCCGUGUUUGGUAGGAGGCAUGGCGAAUUGCCGGCUGCUUGGUUUUGGAGACUGCCACUGACUGCUGCCGUCUCGUUGGUCGACGUCGGCCGGCGGGCCGCGCCCCUCACCUCCAGUAAAUAGGACUUCAUGUACAACUAGUUUGGUAGUAGCAGUAGUGGUUUAUGUAUAUCAGCGUCAUGUUCCUUGCUACCUAUAUAAGCAUCAUCAUCUGUAGCUGCUGCUCCCACCUUGCAUUGUAUUCUACCCCCGGCUUGGUACCGAAUGAUCUGGUGCAAAAAAGUCUCAGCUUGCUGUUCCAGCGGCAUGCUCU